Molecule: messenger RNA, 921 nt
Organism: Diaporthe batatas
Lineage: Eukaryota; Fungi; Ascomycota; Sordariomycetes; Diaporthales; Diaporthaceae
Exons: 3
Coding region: 1-921 (306 amino acids)
Source: RefSeq, a predicted model, not a curated record
AUGGAGACUAUAAACUCAAUGGCAAGCACCGCGGCAAAGGCCAUCUGGGGAGACAACAACAACAACAACAACACCACUACCACCAAUAACGAGAACAACGAGACAGCAAAGACCGGUACAGAAAACAUGAACAACGAAACCAAGGGAACAGAGCCCGUCUCAGGAAAGCUGGGCAACACCUCUGCCGGUGAGCCUUUUGAUGCUGGCAACAUUGACUCUGGAGCCACCGGAGCCACGGCCUCUACGGCCCCCAGCACCACGCAGACUGGCAGCGAAAGCACCACGUCCGGACUGCCUACAACCAGCUCUACGGAUGCUACCACAGCUGGAAGUAAGGAUUCCACAGAUGUCGCAGCCAAGGGCCCUACGGCAGACUACCCUUCCACCACCGGCGACACCGGCUUCAAGGCGCCGCAAGCAGACAUCAGAGACCCAGACUCGGCCACUGCGGAUCCCAAGAAGGAGGCGGAGCGCAAGAAUGUCGACAACACUGGCGGUCUCGACACCUCCGAGAACCCCACCAAGCUCGAGGGGGCCGGCCCCAAGCCGAUCGAGGAGGUGGCCAAGUCACACGGCGGUGAUGCCGGGUCCGUGGGCAAGGACUCCACGGCGGCAGGCGGCGCUGAAGAGGACGGCCCGGGCGCCAAGAGCAAAGGCGAGGGCACUGGAGAGCAGUACGUCAAGAGCUCAGGCCUGGCCGCCGACGGAGGUGACUUUGAUGCUACCAAGCCUGGCGCGGGCCGCGAGGCAGACCGACUCCUGGAGGAGAAGGGCAUCACCACCCAGUCCGCGGCCGCUGCAGCUUCCAGCAAAAAGACCGAGGAGGACAAGGCUGACAAGACGGCCCCUGACUCCCCGGACUCCAAGAAGGAGAAGGCCAGCCUGAAGGAUAAGAUCAAGGCCAAGCUCCACAAGAGCUAG